GACGAUCAACGACUGACAGUUCGUCGCCAUUUGGAGAUUUGGACAUGGAUGCUUUGCAUAAAGCUGUAUGUGCUGGGCAGAUUGAUGAAGUAAAGAAGCUGGUUGAGUCAGGUGUUGAUUUCAACCAUGUGCACGGCAUGCAAGGAACAGCACUCUGUAAUGCUAUCGCCUCACAUCAAACACACAUCGCGGAGUAUUUGGUCGGAGCUGGCUGUGACGUUAAUGCUGUUGAUUAUGAUGGAGAACCACCGUUGUUGCUGGCCUUAAGAAAAGAAAACGUAGCAGUUGCAAAUAUUUUAAUUGACGAUGAACUUUGUAAUUUUAACAAUGUCGACCCUGUGACAAAACAGACUGCUCUUUGCUUUGCUUCAUCAAAUGGGCUUGUCGACAUUGUAGUGAAGUUGGUUGAAAGUGGUCAUUGUGACGUGGUGAAAUCUGAUGCUGACAAUAACACUGCGAUGCAUCUUGCUGUGCUGAAACAGCACCGUGAUGUUCUGAAAAUUCUGUCAAGAAUCCCAGACCUGAAGACUCUGCGGAACAAGGGUGGACUCACGCCACUCCACAUUGCUGCGCUGAAUGGUGACCUUGAAACCUUAGAGCUGCUGUAUCCUAGCAACACAGGAGCACAACAUACUCUGAUGGAGCCAUUGUUUGGUAAAGUGGAUUUUGAGACCAGCAGUAGACAUCCAACAAAAGAUCUGAGCAUAAGAACUCGCUACACCAAUGAUACCCCAUUGCACUAUGCCGUGAGGGAGAGUCAUCGAGGAAUGGUGGAAGCUCUCAUCAAAAGAGGUGUUGACAUCAAUGCUCAGAACAACGUGGCUCAGACACCAUUGCUGAUUGCAUGUGGGAACAGUGACCUUGACAUUGUCCUACACCUAUUGGAAAACAGAGCGGAACCAAACACACCUGGUACACUCAGCAACAUCACAGACUCUGUAAAAAUUCUUUUGAUGAGAGAUCGGCAGAUCACUCCACUGGGUGCAGCUGCAUACUGUGAUAACCUGCCUCUAGCCGAAACUCUGGUUCAUCAUGGGGCAGACAUGAACCGGAAAGAUGAUCGAGGGCAGACCCCUCUCUUUGUUGCCUUCAUUCAGAAUUCUCCUGACACGGCCAUGUUCUUGCUGUGCACGGCACUGGAACAAGCUGUUGACAUCUCAUCUCACAAUUACUGUGGUGACACUCUGCUUCAUGCGGUCGUCCGGUGCACAGAGAAAGCUUAUGAGCUGGCGUGUUUCCUCAUUGGAUUGGGAUGCCCAAAAGAUGUCCGGAAUCGUCUAGGUAACCUGCCAAUCCAUGAAGCUAUUGCUCAUGAGAAUGAAGAUGUAGUGCGAGCUAUUGUAGAUGAAGGUGGGGACAUAACGGAGCUUGACAGAAGUGGGACAUCGCCCAUGCACUUGGCAGCCUUAGUAGGAAACAUAGAAAUUGCUAAAAUUCUCUUAUCUCAUGGAGCAGACGUCAAUGAACUGUCAGACUGUGGUAAGACCCCCUCUAUUCAUGGCUCUUGAAUCAGAG
This is a messenger RNA of Haliotis rubra (blacklip abalone), 1515 nucleotides long. RefSeq names its product serine/threonine-protein phosphatase 6 regulatory ankyrin repeat subunit C-like. Bases 45 to 1508 code for a protein of 487 amino acids. The record is from RefSeq and is a predicted model, not a curated record. Gene Ontology annotation, molecular function: protein binding. NCBI's taxonomy places the organism in Eukaryota, Metazoa, Mollusca, Gastropoda, Lepetellida, Haliotidae. The transcript has 2 exons.